AUGGUUACGAUAGGUCGGGGCAUCGUGUGCGAGUGCGCGGGCGCGAGCGCCUGCCCCGACGGCUCCUCCAACGGCACUUGCAGCACGCAACCUGGUGGAUACUGUUUCGUCGCCGUCGAAGAAGUGCUGGAUGAUGCCGGUCUCGUAGUGCUGGAGAGGACCGCCGGCUGUUUGCCACCCGAUGAGUCUGGGUUUAUGCAGUGUAAAAGCUCGCAAGUCCCACACCAGCACCCCAAGGUUAUCGAAUGCUGCGAAAAGGACCUUUGUAAUCGACAUCUGAGGCCGCAACUGGCAGAGCCGCCGCCCUCGGUGCCUGAGACGCCCGCCCUGCUGCCAACGCAAGCCGGCCCGCCCGUAGCCCUUGUGGCUGUCGCCCUCGGCGUCGCCCUGGUGGCCUUCCUUGCCGCCUUCUGGCUGCUGCUGCGCAAGCGCCGCGGUGGCUGCAAGAGGCCGCCCUCUCCCCCAGCGCCCGCGCCCCUCGUCGACGCCUCAUCCGGUUCCGGGUCGGGGCUGCCGCUGCUCGUGCAGCGCACCGUGGCCAAGCAGAUUCAAAUGGUGGAGUCCAUCGGCAAAGGCCGCUACGGCGAAGUGUGGCUCGCGCGUUGGCGAGGCGAGAAGGUGGCCGUCAAAGUGUUCUUCACCACCGAGGAGGCCUCCUGGUUCCGCGAGACCGAGAUCUACCAGACCGUGCUCAUGAGGCACGAGAACAUCCUCGGCUUCAUCGCCGCCGACAUUAAGGGCACCGGCUCGUGGACGCAGAUGCUGCUCAUCACCGACUACCACGAGAACGGCUCCCUGCACGACCACCUCCAGGCCGUCGUGCUCGAUCCGCCCGGGCUCAUGGCGAUGGCCUACUCCAUCGUCAGCGGCCUCGCCCAUCUGCACAUGGAUAUCUUUGGCACGAAGGGCAAACCGGCGAUCGCCCACCGCGACAUUAAGAGUAAGAACAUUCUCGUGAAGCGCAACGGACAGUGCGCCAUCGCCGACUUCGGGCUGGCCGUGCGGUACGUGGCCGAGCGGCACGAGGUGGACAUCGCGCCCAACACGAGAGUGGGCACGAGGCGCUACAUGCCACCGGAGGUGCUCGACGAGAGGCUCGACGUGGCCAACUUCGAGGCCUUCAAGAUGGCCGACAUGUACUCGCUGGGGCUGGUGCUGUGGGAGAUGUGCCGGCGCUGCGCCACCGGCGACAAGGCGCAGUACGUGGAGCCCUACGCGCUGCCCUACCACGAGUGGGUGCCGCCCGACCCCUCGUUCGAGGACAUGCACGCCGUCGUGGUCCAGAAGGGCGUCAGGCCGCCCGUGCCCGCGCGUUGGAUGGGCGCCGAGCCCCUGGCCACGCUCACCACGCUCAUGGCCGAGUGCUGGCACGCCAACCCGCCCGUGCGGCUCACGGCGCUGCGCGUCAAGAAGACGCUGGCCAAGUACCACUCCGACCCGGCCGCCAAGCUCGUCUGA
Molecule: messenger RNA, 1458 nt
Organism: Pieris macdunnoughi
Lineage: Eukaryota; Metazoa; Arthropoda; Insecta; Lepidoptera; Pieridae
Source: the annotation of a GenBank genome assembly